Molecule: messenger RNA, 1405 nt
Organism: Cryptomeria japonica (Japanese cedar)
Lineage: Eukaryota; Viridiplantae; Streptophyta; Pinopsida; Cupressales; Cupressaceae
Product: peroxidase 12
Exons: 4
Coding region: 43-1116 (357 amino acids)
Biological process (GO): response to oxidative stress; hydrogen peroxide catabolic process
Molecular function (GO): peroxidase activity; heme binding
Source: RefSeq, a predicted model, not a curated record
UCCUAGCAAUUAUUCGCUAAGGACUUGAGAAGUAUUGCAAAUAUGGUAGUUUCAGUAGUAUCUGCCAUAAUCCUGUGUACUUUUGUGCCCUAUAGCGGCGCCUUCCUUGUGAAGGACUCGAUUGAUCUCCCACAGCCGGUGAAUGGGCUGUCAUGGACGUUCUACGGUAGAAGUUGCCCCCAGUUGGAGUUGAUUGUGAAGGAGCGCAUUGAAUUUUAUUUGAAGAAAGAUAUCACCCAAGCAGCCGGAUUGCUCAGACUACACUUCCAUGAUUGUUUUGUCCAGGGUUGCGAUGCAUCCGUAUUAUUAGACGGAUCAGCCAGCGGGCCAAGCGAGCAGGAUGCUCCGCCAAACUUAACCCUGAGGGCCCAGGCAUUUGCCAUUAUCAAUGACAUCAAAAAGAGGGCGGAAUCUGCCUGCAAGGGAACUGUCUCCUGCUCAGACAUCUUAGCUCUUGCCGCUCGUGACUCCGUCACCAAGGCUGGAGGACCCUUUUAUCCUGUACCGUUGGGUAGAAGAGACGGGUUGAACUUUGCCAGCCAACAAGCAACUCUUGACAGCUUACCUCCUCCAACAUCAAAUGUUACGGGACUGAUGAGUGUUUUAAGCAAGCUGGGGCUGGAUUUGAAGGACCUUGUGGCGCUAUCAGGAGGACACACCAUUGGUAUUGGGCACUGCUCGUCUUUCACUAGCCGUCUGUACCCAGCUCAGGAUUCCACUUUGGAGAAAAACUUCGCCAACAACCUGAAAAACACUUGCCCAAAAAGCGAUACAGACAACUUUACUGACCUGGAUUUGAGGUCCCCAAAUGCAUUCGACAACAAGUACUAUGUGGAUCUGAUGAACAAGCAAACUCUUUUCACCUCUGACCAGACGCUAUUCACUGACCACAGAACUAGUGACAUUGUGAAAAGCUUUGCACUAGACCAGAAUUUGUUCUUCAACAGCUUUGUUGCGUCGAUGAUCAAGAUGGGCCAGCUGAACGUUCUGACAGGGAGUCAAGGCCAGAUUCGCAGAAGCUGCAAUGUUCGCAAUCCUACUGCUGCGUAUACUUACGAAUACCCUUCAAUCCAGUCUUCUGAAUACGCGGAACAGUCUUUAUCUGCCUCUUUGUGAAACCCAGUUCUAAUGCCUACCCAUCAGCCUAAACUCUCGUUUAGCUAGGAAUAAUGUAUAGCUCCGUCUAUGCAAUCCCUCUUUUAGUGCUAUAUUCCAGUUAUAUGACAACAAGAGUAACUCUUUGAGCGAGUUCUCCCUGGAUGAUCCUGAUUGCAUUUGUUUGUGAUUGGCAAGAUCAUGUGUAUGUAAAAAAGUGGUGAGAAUGAUACCACGGUCCAUUCAAAUCACCCUGAAAUUAUUUUCUUUUUCAUCUGGUCUCUAAUCAAUAUAAUGUUGUUGAACGGAA